AUGGCGCCGAGCCCUGCAGUGCUGCGCGGGCCGCGCAAGCCGCAUUGGGGCUGCAGCCACUGUGGCCGCGCGGCCAACUGGGCGAGCCGAGUCGCAUGCUUGUGCGGCGCCAGCGCGCCGAUGUGGGCGGUGGCCGUCGCUCGUGGGGCAGACAAAGCAGCAGCAGCAGGCGCUCCGUCCAAGAGAGUUGGCGGCUCUGGUCUUCGCCCGUCGCCAGCCCCGUGGAGCGCCGAGUUCAAGUGCAUUCAGCAGAUGGAGCAGCGCCUCAAGGCCACAGAGGCAGAGCUUCGCAAAGUCAAGAGUGGCAACAGUGACAAGUCUCAAGAAGAAGCAGCUGCUGCUCAGGACCCAGCUCAGGCCAAGCGUGCCAAACUUCUCAAGCAGAUCGAGGUGCACGAGAAGGUCGCCAGGGGCGCUGCCGAGUUCGGCGGCGGCGUGCACGACGCGAACAAGAAGUCCAAGCAGCAGCUGGUCAGGCAGCAGAGCGAGCGGGAAGAGUUGCAGCGCAAGAUGGCACAGUUACAACAAGAUAUUUCAGGGAAAGAGAGCGCGAUCAUCGCCAAGACGUCCGAGGUCAAGAUACUGCAGCAGGAGGUCGCCGAGAGCGCGGCCAAGCUCAACCCGCAGCAGCCCUCGACCAAUGUCAAGGACGAGGCGCUCGAUGAGGAGACGUUCAAGCUGGAUGCGGAGAGCGAAGAGGUCAAAGCCGUCCCAGAGCUCGUGGAGUUCUAUGCCAAGUUCUCGGCCGACCCCGUUUUCACCAAGUACCAGCAGCUCAUUCGCGAGAAGUUCAAGAAGAAGGAUGUGCCCAUGCCGCAGGCGGAGCAGCAGCAAUCUCCACCCGCAGCGGGCACCGACGCCAGCAACAAGCGUGGCACCGACGAUGAACUCAACCUGCAGGAAGCUCAAGAAUUGUGGAGCGACCUGCAGAGUGACGCAGCCCAAGGUGACGAGGCCACCAAGCUGCUCGAGCUCAUCAACAAGCUCAACAAAGCCAAGAGGAGUCGUACUCGCAGCCCUGAUCAUGGCGCUCCAG
This is a messenger RNA of Prorocentrum cordatum, 1036 nucleotides long. NCBI's taxonomy places the organism in Eukaryota, Dinophyceae, Prorocentrales, Prorocentraceae. The record is from the annotation of a GenBank genome assembly.